Molecule: messenger RNA, 1860 nt
Organism: Bolinopsis microptera
Lineage: Eukaryota; Metazoa; Ctenophora; Tentaculata; Lobata; Bolinopsidae
Product: peroxisomal membrane protein PEX16-like
Exons: 3
Coding region: 31-1269 (412 amino acids)
Biological process (GO): peroxisome organization
Cellular component (GO): peroxisomal membrane
Source: RefSeq, a predicted model, not a curated record
ACUAUAUAACUAUCACAUAGCAGACACACAAUGAAUGAUAUCAGAGACACAACACCCCAAGAUAACGAGAGACCAUCAUCCUCGGGGGAGAUACCCUCCGCAACACCCCCGGAACCACUCCUCAGAGCAACAUCCCCGGAACCACUCCCCAGAGCAACAUCCCCGGAACCACUCCCCAGAGCAACAUCCCCCGAGCCUGAACUCAGUUCAACUGAACAGAUGUCAGAAUUAGAGAAACCAGAGCCUGUUGAUUACACGUCUUCUGAGUCCAGUAGCAUGGGAAUCACCACCGAGCCUGUAGAUUAUAGUAACACACCUACUGAGUGCAGUGAUACAGGAAUCUCAGCACAGAUACACAGUAUGUCCUGUAUAAACGGGACUGCUACAGUAACGCACUUGUUAAAGAGGUACACUGCGCUGGUCAGGGCAGACCCGCACAUGUAUCGAGGGGCUGAGUCACUUCUUUCUACUCUCUCAUAUCUUGCUACUAACAGAGUGCCGAUAGAGAUAAUUGAGUUACUGUACAUGUCAUCAAAUCUAUUGAGAUAUCUAAACGAUAAGAUACUGUCUGGGGGAAAACAGCAGUCUCCUCAAGACAGAGGGGAGCUGGAGGCUGACCGAGACAGAUUGGAACAGAUGUUACAAGUUCUACAGUGUGUAGAAGUAUUUGUAGAACUCAGCGCGCGGCGACUGGGAGGCUCUCCUCUAAAGUGGCUUGUGGUGGCUAUUUUAGCCGCCGUCAAGACUUCCAUCAGACUUUGUCUCAUUUACCAACACAAUCAGAUCCUUGUCGGCUCUUUUACCGUCAAUGAUAGUCCAAAGGGAUGGGUGGGGCCAAGGAGUGGAAUCUUCUUCAAGCAAUCCCAUCCUAAUUCUAACAUUCCACACCAAAUUCCGAACAAAGACUUGAUCCUAGCGGAACUGUGUUAUACUUUGCGACCAAUUGUGCAUUUAACCGCUCUCGGGUUGUUCAAGUCAAAGUCUUGGAUUCCAUUUACCUUAGCUUUAGGAUUAGAUGUAUUUAGUUUCAAAUCACUACAAAAGAUUGAGCACCCCACCGAUAGACAAGCAAAUGAACUAUCUCGCAGGAAAAUAGCCUUUCUUUUGUAUCUGUUCAGAACACCGUUCUACAAUGAAAUUACGGAACACAGACUCACGCCAGUUCUUGAUUAUGUCAGUAAAAUUCCGAUCGUUGGACUUUUCACUGACGGCAUUACCGAUUAUUUACCAGACUGGCAAAAAAUUUAUUCUUAUGUAUGGGGAUCUUAAACUAUUUCUUUAACAAAAACAAUCAGAAUUGAAAUUUCUUUUAUUCUUGAAGACGGAAGUUAAAGUUGUCAGAUUAACCGAGCUUUUGGUUUUAUAUUCAUUUCAUGAAGAAAUAGCUGCUGUUGAACAUUAAAGGUUAGAUUAUUCCUGUUUUGAAGGCAGUUGGAAAAGGAAAGAAAAUCAUCAUGAGGUUGCUUGUAGUUAUCUUAGGAAUGACGUCAAUGACCAUACCGGAUUUGCUCCCAGAAAUGAAACAGCCCCGCAUGACUCAGAGUGACGCCAUCUUGGAUCUGGUUAUAAAACAGUCACGAAAGAAGAUGUUUGUCUACGUACGGCGCUUAACAAGAGAUAUUUGAUAGUUGAAGGAGGUGAGCUAAAAUGCGCGGCUCAAAAUCGAGCGAUCAAUUUUCAGAACCUCACCCGGUGCGUGACUUGGUCGCGGUAACUGUGUAGACGACGUUUGGUUAGAUGCCUGAUGUUAAUGUAAGGAAUCUAGUUUUACAUUCAGAUAACAUUCUUUAGAUAUUUGUUCUUAUUGUAUUAAUUUCAUUAUUUCAGUUAUUUGGACGGUAAAGAUUCCCAUGAAUAUAA